This is a messenger RNA of Haplochromis burtoni (Burton's mouthbrooder), 2542 nucleotides long. RefSeq names its product chemokine-like receptor 1. The transcript has 2 exons. Lineage: Eukaryota; Metazoa; Chordata; Actinopteri; Cichliformes; Cichlidae. Gene Ontology annotation, molecular function: complement receptor activity; G protein-coupled receptor activity. The record is from RefSeq and is a predicted model, not a curated record. Gene Ontology annotation, cellular component: plasma membrane. Bases 692 to 1915 code for a protein of 407 amino acids. Gene Ontology annotation, biological process: phospholipase C-activating G protein-coupled receptor signaling pathway; positive regulation of cytosolic calcium ion concentration; complement receptor mediated signaling pathway.
UUUAUGCUUUAUAACAUUUAAAGACUUUUUAUAGGUGGUGACUUUAUAGAGGUAAUAAUUAUUCUGUAACCCACGUCUGUAACCUAAUUCAGUGUGAAUGCUCUUGAGUAAAAACAAGGAAAGAAAGAAAGAAACCCAUUAGGAAUGUAGGUACAAUGAGCUGAAAGGUUCAUGUUUUACAAUCUGUACUGUUUUAUAAUAUAUGCCACUGACUGUGGAGAUACCUUGGUUUUCCUCAGAUUGUUUCAUAGCACAGCUGCCUUAGAGCACUGGUUCUCAAGCUGUGGUACACGUACACUGUGGUAUGUGAGCUCCCUCUAGUGGCAUUAGGAUUUGACAAGUGGUAUUAUCUCUUGUCACAUCCUGUUUAUGACAGUUAAAAUAAAUAACAUUUAUAUAAGAAAUAAAAUUGUCUCGUGUGAACUGUUUGUGGUGUACUGCUGUACUUUAAUGUCGGUCAUAAGGGUGGUACUACAAGAGCCAUAUAUGUCAUGAGGUGAUACUCAUUGUGAAAGGUAUGAGAACCACUGCCUUAGAGAGUUAAGAAAGAAACUGGAGGAAAAUGGCAAAAUAAGAUAGUGAUACUAAGGCCAUGCUGAAGACAAUGCAACAGUGCUGUCUCUCAUUUUUUCUUUCUCUUUCAUUUGUCUGCAAACUUUUGCAAACUUCCGGUGGAUCUGCCUUGUGAUAAAUGGCAAAAUACUACCCACAAAUUAGUCUCAGUUAUAAUAACCUGUCAGGGUUUGAUGAGGCAUUCAUCUGUAGAAGAUUCUUCAACAACCAACAAGAGAGCUUUACUAAAGAUCUGAAGACAUUGAUGAAGAUGACCAACAACUCUUUCGAUCAAAUUAAUACAACUGCUGCACCUGAUAAAAAUGACUCUGUGUAUGGUGACAAGUAUGAUGGGCUGAAACAGUCCUUAAACACAAUGUCUGUAAUCCUUUAUUCCGUGGCCUUUGUCCUCGGUGUGCUCGGGAAUGGAGUGGUUAUCUGGGUGACCGGGUUCAAGAUGAAGAAAACUGUUAACACAGUUUGGUACCUCAACCUUGCUGUGGCUGACUUCCUCUUCACUGCAUUUCUUCCCCUCAGUGUGACUUACAUAGCUUCAGGUUUCCACUGGCCUUUUGGCAAGUUCAUGUGCAAACUGAACACCACCAUCAGCUCUCUGAACAUGUUUGCCAGUGUCUACAUUCUGGUGGUGAUCAGUGUGGACAGAUGUGUGUCUGUGGUGUGGCCUGUCUGGGCUCAGAACCACCGAAAUGUACGCAAAGCAUCCUAUGUGAGUCUGUGUGUUUGGGUGGUUGCUUUGAUUCUCAGUGCUCCAUACUUCAUCUUCAGGGACACUGAGAAAAUGUCUGAAAACCAAAUCCUCUGUUUCACCAACUAUGCUCUUUCUGAUAACUAUACAGCACCAUCUGUGAUUCGGUUUCGUCAUCUAGCCAUGACUAUCACUCGUCUCUUCCUGGGAUUUGCAGUUCCCUUCACUGUCAUUGUGUCCUGUUAUGCUGUCCUAAUCCAUCAUCUGAGGAGAAACCGCACCAUGGCCAGCCAAUCAACACGCACGUUUAAAAUUGUCACUGCUGUUAUUGUCACUUUUUUCCUGUGUUGGGCUCCCUUUUACAUAAUUGGUGUAAUUGAACUAGUGAAAUUCACGUCUGCUACUCAGAGCAACACAUUAGACCUUGUCAUUGGUGUCGGGAUGCCUCUGGCCACCAGUCUGGCCUUUCUCAACAGCUGCUUCAACCCACUGCUGUAUGUGUUCAUAGGCCAUGAUUUUAAAGACAAAGUCCGCAAAUCCAUCCGAAAUGUUUUGGAGACUGUCUUCCAGGAAGAGGAGACACACACUCGCACUUACACAGGGUCAGUGGUCACCAGUCAAAACAAAAAUAGCUCAGAUUUGAAUACUGAGGUAUAAGAAACCAAAUAAUUAAACUGUAAAUGGCAGACAAUUGUGACAACUAUCUUAAAAAUGAUUCUAAAUGUUUCAAAAAUAUCUCAAAAUGCUUUAGGGCUUUUUUACUAGCCAUAGCAUUAAUCUGAUACAUGACUGCAUGAAUCUAUGAAUCACAGCAGUCCAUACAGGUUACUUUUUUAUAGAACUAAAAGCAGUUAUACAAUGUUAUUGCUUCCAUUAUUGUUGCCUUUUUUCUGGGCUGGACUCCCUAUCAUUCAGCUGAUAGUAUUUAUUCCACCAAAUGAAAAAAUUCACUAUGCCAUUCAAUUGGGAUCUUUGUUGCCAAAAAUUUGGUCGUUCUUCACUGCUGCUUGAAUCCACUGCUGUAUGUCUUCUUGAGACAAGAUUUUAAGGCUGAAAUACGAAAAUCCAUCCUGAAUGUGCUGGAGAGCCUUCCAGGAAGAGGAGACACGCUCUCCCAGUGACAUGAAGUCAGUGAACACCAGGCAGAGCAGAGAGAAGUCAGAUUAGAUUACUGAGGUAUAAGGCUGUAUAUGAGGUACAUAAACAUUAGGGGUGCAACGAUAUUCGUAUCGAUAUUGAACCGUUCGAUACAGUGCUUUCGGUUCGGUACGCAUAUGUAUCGAA